Molecule: messenger RNA, 1980 nt
Organism: Adineta steineri
Lineage: Eukaryota; Metazoa; Rotifera; Eurotatoria; Adinetida; Adinetidae
Source: the annotation of a GenBank genome assembly
AUGACGGAAGGAGUUGAUACACAUAUUUUAAAAGCUUAUGAUAUUCAAAAACGUCUUGGUAAAGGAGCUUAUGGUAUUGUAUGGAAAGCUGCCGAUAAACGAACUAAAGAAAUAGUUGCAUUAAAAAAAAUAUUCGAUGCAUUUCGAAAUCAAACUGAUGCACAAAGAACAUAUCGUGAAAUCGUUUUUUUACGUGAAUUUGGUGAACAUCCAAAUGUUAUACGAUUACAAAAUGUAUUAAGAGCAGAUAAUGAUCGAGAUAUUUAUCUUUGUUUUGAAUUUAUGGAGGCUGAUCUUCAUAAUGUUAUACGAAAAGGAACUAUUCUUAAAGAUACACAUAAACGUUAUGUUAUAUAUCAGUUAUUAAAAGCAAUGAAAUAUUUACAUUCAGCAAAUGUUAUUCAUCGUGAUAUGAAACCAUCCAAUGUUUUAAUUAAUCAACAAUGUCGUGUUAAAAUUUGUGAUUUUGGUCUUGCAAGAUCAUUAAAUCAUGUUUAUGAAGAUGUACAACAUCCAGCUUUAACAGAAUAUGUUGCAACAAGAUGGUACCGCGCACCAGAAAUUCUUCUGGCUUCAUCAAAAUAUACAAAAGGUGUCGAUAUGUGGUCGAUUGGUUGUAUUUUUGGUGAAAUGUUACUUGGAAAACCAUUAUUUCAAGGAACAUCAACAUUUAAUCAAUUAGAACGUAUUCUUCAACAUAUUCCAACUCCAAGUCAUUCUGAUAUAGCUAGUAUUUCAUCUCAAUAUGGACCUAGUGUAUUAGAACGUGCAUCAUCUGGUCCUAAAAAACCAUUUGAUAAUUUAAUUCCAAAUAUUACUGAUGAAUCCCUUGAUUUACUUCGUCGACUUCUUCAAUUUAAUCCUGAUAAAAGAAUGUCUGCAGAAGAAGGACUCCGUCAUAGUUUUGUUGCUUCAUUUCAAAAUCCAAAAGAAGAAAUUGUUAAAGGUUAUGAUGUUGUACCUCAAUUAAGUGAUGAUAUACAAUUAACUGUGGAUGAAUAUCGAAAAAAAUUAUAUGAAUUUAUUCGAUUACGAGAAGUAUCAGCUAAAAUACCUACAGCUACAAAUUCUAAUCAAUAUACAGAUGUUCAACCAGCAAGAUCUCGUGAUAAUUCAGCAGAUCCACAACAACGUUAUGGUGCUAGUGCUUAUAUCGAUCAAUCAGAAUAUAAUUCUUAUAAACAACCGCCGCCGCCGCCAACAACAACAACAAAACAAGAUGUAAUUAAUCGAGGAGCUUACGCAAAUUAUCCACAAUCAAAUACAAAUGAAACAACUAAACCUAGACAAAUUUAUAAACAAGAUUCAGCUGAAAAUAUUUAUUCAAAUGCACAACAACAGCAACAAGACUAUACAAAACCUACAGUAUCCUAUGGUGGACUUCUUGGACGAUCAAAUAGUUAUAAUGGUUCACAAACAAAUCUAGGACAACCAAGAGUAAUAAGUGCAAAACAAAGAAAUACACCAUCCAAUUCAACUGCAUAUCAAAAAACAAAUAAUGGAAAUCUUACACGAGAAAAAACAUCUGUGGCUAAUCGUGGUUUUCGUUCAGGCUCUGCUCCGACACCUACACCACCUAAACAAACACAAAAUGGAAGUAAUAAUAGUUAUGUACGUCGUCCAACGGUUGUAUUUAAUGAUGAGCGUUCUGGUCCAAGUGAUAAAAGUACUGGGGCACAAGCAAGAGUCAAUCAAAAAUUUAUUUCAACUCUUCGACCUAAUUCAGCUGCUGAUACACGACCUAAAUCACGUUUAAAUUCAACAACAGCUAUACAACAAUCAAAUACAGGUACAUCACCAUCAAUGUUUGGUUCGAAUUAUAAUCAACAACAACAACGUCGUCCAGCAUAUGGAAAUCAAUCUAACAUGACAUCAUCGAUGGUUGCACGAGAUAAUCUUGGUGGUUAUCAUCAAAAUAUGGGUACAAUUACUCAAAAUGGUCUUCGUGUUCUCGAUGGACUUCUUCAUAAUCCAAUAUAA